UAGUAGUGUCACUUUCAUGUCUUUGGUUAAAUACACUGCUGUGAGGUGAGACAGUAGUGUAAGUAUGUGGAUUCUCGGGGCAUAUUUAUGUAUAGCCUCUUGUAUGGCUCUCGAUCAGGAAGGCCUCAAUGACCUUGGUAAAAAUCUCCAGAUUAAAUGGCUUAUCAAGGACAACACCCAAACAGAGACAAGAGCAUUUGCCGAAAUAAUUCUUACCAACAAUGGCAACACAACACUCUCUAAAGACGGAGACUGGCGAAUUCAUCUCGACACAAUCUUCUUGUUAGAACCGGACUAUCUGCCUCGACCUGGGGGAUAUGAACUUCCGGGUCAAGGAAUCAGGAUCAACCAUCUUGUAGGGACACAAUUCACGAUAGCACCUACGGACAGCUUCUUUGAUCUUCUUCCUGGCAGAAGCAGAAAGAUAAAGCUGCAACUCAUCUACUGGGUGACAGCUAAGACAGAUAUGAUGCCCAAUUGGUUCAUCGUUGCUGCGGGUCUGGUUCCCCAUGUACUGGUCAGCACUGUCGGGGAGACUCUGGACUUUGUCCAGCCAAUCACGCAGCCACAGCAAUUUAAGAGGUACAACUAUGAUCGUUUUGCGCCAUUUUCUCUGGAGGAAAGGUUCAGUCGGUUUGCUGUGGAUGAUCUACAUGACAGUGGAGAGAUCCGCGUCAUCCCCAAACCCAUGGAGAUGACAUUGAACAGGCGCCGCAGCUUCCAGAUGGAUGUGUCUAAUGUUGCUGUGCAUUCACAGUCUGGGCUAGACACAGAGGAACAAAUCUUUAAGCAAGCAUUAAAAUCCAUUCGUCCCACACCCGGCACAACAACCACCGCAUCGGUAAAAUUACAGAUAGGGAGCGUAACAGUAAAAAAUACAAGCCUCUACCACAUGGACGACGCUUACAGCAUAGACAUCAACCCAACGUCGUCGACAGUGACCAUUAUCGGGUCUCAACCAUCCGGAGUGCUCUAUGGAAUUCAAACAUUAUUACAGCUGAUACGCGAGGCGAACGGUAAGCUCUUCACGACGCUUGUCCGCGAUGCACCGCGUUAUGGAUAUCGUGGUCUUUUCCUGGAUGCUGGACGGAAUUUCUACCCGAAGGAUGACGUCAUUGGUCUGAUUGACAAAAUGGCGUCCUACAAGUUGAACAAAUUUCACUUCCAUCUAUCGGAUGACGAAGGAUGGAGACUAGAAAUACCCGGACUUCAGGAGUUGACACAGUUUGGCUCUCAGCGAUGUUUCGACCCAAGUGGUAACAAAUGCCUGCCACCCCAAAUAGGUUCAGGUCCAACGAACUGUACCUCGGGAUCUGGUUUUUACUCUGUGGCAGAUUACAGGGAAAUUCUACGGUUUGCCAAAGAUCGACAUAUCGAAAUAAUCCCAGAGUUUGACCUCCCUGGACAUGCGCGCGCCGCCGUUCAGUCGAUGGAACUAAGAUAUAACAAUCUGAAGAUGGCCGGCAAUGACACAGAGGCAUUAAAAUAUCGACUUGUUGAGGGUGGAAUCAAAGAUUGGUCAAAGUAUCUAUCUAUUCAGAUGUAUGUUGAUGAUGCAGUGAAUCCCUGCAUUGAAUCCACUUAUAGCUUCAUCAAUCAUGUGAUGGAAGAAUUAUCCAUCAUGCAUCGGGAUAUUCAGCCUUUGAGGAUUUUCAAUUUUGGAGGGGACGAGGUGGCGGAGGGAGCCUGGGACAAUUCUACCGCCUGUAGACAAGUGUCCAACUCCUCUGUUGUCAAUGUUCCCAAAGUCAAGGAGCAUUUCUUCAGAAAGGUGGUGGGACUCGGGUCGAGUCGAAACCUAGACAUUGCAGCCUGGGAAGAUGGGUUGCUCCAAGAGGGGAGCGGCUUUGUAAUGACUGGCGCUCCUGACCAGUCGACUGGCUACAAAAUGUUCAGCCUAAACGGGAGUCACGAUGUGUACGCCUAUGUGUACCAGAAUAUAUGGGAAUGGGGGAAUGCGGGCCGUGCCUAUAACCUAGCUAACAAUGGUUAUAAGGUGGUGAUGUGUCCAGCAACUCUCCUUAACUUCGACUUCCCUUAUGAACCUGAUCCUCUUGAACGUGGGUACUAUUGGGCGGCAAGGUACAUCGACUCUAGGAAAGCCUUCAGCUUCAUGCCAGAAAACCUGUACGGAAACAUCGACACUCAGCGUUCUGGAGAACCCAUCAGCCACGAGGAGGCCUGUGGCAGCAACAAUGAAAAGUGUCCCCCUUUGCUCAAACCAGGCAACAUUGUCGGAAUCCAGGGGCAUCUGUGGUCUGACACGUUACGCAGCACAGAAGAUAUGCACAUGAGAGCCUUCCCUCGGAUGUUGUCGUUGGCUGAGAGGGCGUGGCAUAAAGCUGACUGGGAAUCAAUGGAUAACUCUACGACACGUGAUCAAGCCAGACAUGACGACUGGUCAAGUUAUGUGAAAGCUGUUGGGUUGAGAGAACUCCCUUGGCUGGAUUCAGAGGGCAUCGAUUAUCGUGUUGCACCACCCGCCGCAAGAGUUGUCGAUGGGUUGCUGGUACCGAUUACCGAGUUUCCAGGCCUACGGGUGCAGUAUCAGGACUCGCAUGGUAACUGGAUUGAUAUCUUCACCAACUCAAGCACUGACAGGCCUAUUCGAACAAGAACAGCUGAUGGAAAACGUUACAGUCGAGCUGUCAAAUACGAUUCGUCUCCGCCCUACAUUGCACAGCCAACCCUCGACAGAAUUGCUGAUAGUCUAGUUGUAAACUUUUCUGUCAUUGACAAUCUCUACGAUGGAUGCACCUCCUACAAAGCACAGCUAACCCUCACCAACAAUGGAACACUUCCUAUAGAACCAGGGAACUGGGGAAUCUACUUCAACAGUGAGACUGUCCUACACAACAUAGACUCUGGUAUGACAGCUGAAGAGUUCAAUGAAGGGUUCUUUGCAAUCAAACCCCAGAAAGACUUUAAACCCAUAAUGCCAAAUGAAAAGCGAGUUUUGAAUGGUGAAUUUAAACCAUGGUCUGUCUCAAAGUACGACCAGAUGCCUAAUUGGUUUGUUGCUGCAGAAGGUUUGGAACCAAGGAUAUUACCAAAUACUGUUGGCGAAAGUCUUGACUUCGUGAGUGCUUUCGAUACUCCGAACAAAUGGAAACGAUGUUUCUCACUUCAGAAUGCUUUUACUGAUGUAUACAAACCGUUUUCACCAGAGGACAGAUUUAACCGUAAUCCUGACCCUGCCAGUAAAGCCGAUUCCCACAAGACCCUGAUCCCGACGCCCAUGUCCUUGACAUCUGUGAAGGAGGGGGACAUGGCUACCAUAUACCUCGACAAAUGCUGCUGGACUAUUACUUCUGACGUUUUUUUUACCAGAGAAGCUUCAUUCUUAAAAGAUCAACUUAGCGCAAUGGGAUUAUCGACAAUGACACUUUCUGCCAAUACUGCUGCUCAAAGCUACAUUAGGAUCAAGGAGGACGUCUCACUGUCUGAAGAUGGCUACACGUUGACAAUGGAGCCAAAGUACCAAGGCAUUCUUAUAUCUGCAUCGACUAAGGCAGGAGCAUUCUACGGUAUUCAAUCGCUGAUCAGUCUUGCCUUGCGAGGUGUCAAGGUUGGCGUCAUGUCUGCAGUCAGUGUGAAGGACAAACCCAGAUAUCACUACCGUGGUCUCCUGCUAGAUGUUGCAAGUAACUUCUAUCCAAAAGAAACAUUAUUUCGGGUACUGGAUUUAAUGGCGAUGUACAAAAUGAAUAAACUACACUUGCACCUGACCAAUAAUUAUGCAUGGCGAAUUGAGGUUUCUGGACUUGACGGGCUCAGCCAGAUUGGUAGUCAGCGGUGUUUCAAUCAAGUGUGGUUACGAUGCCUCUACCCCCAAUUUGGAUCGGGUCCAACCAACAGCACAUCCGGAUUCUACAGGAAGCAAGACUAUGAAGACAUCCUGAAGUACGCUGCCUAUCGCCACAUUGAAGUCAUACCAGAAAUCAGUCUGCCUGGAAACGCGCAUGCAGCCAUUCAAGCAAUGGCUAUCAGAAAACAAACCAGAUUAGAUGUUGGUGAUUUUAAUAGUUCCGAAGAAUUCAUGCUGACAAGUAUACCGUUCAAAGAAGAUGUACCAAUUGGAACCAACACAAUUAAUCCCAUGCUCUCGUCAACGUUUGACUUCUUCUCUCUUGUGUUUGAUGAACUUUACAAUAUGCAUCAAAACAUUAACCCACUAAAGACCAUGCAUUUCGGAGGAGGGGAAGCAACGAUACAUGCAUGGUCAGAUGCUGUUGUAGACCAUAUCAUGAAUUCCCUUAGCGCGACCAGUUUUCAAAUCAAACUGGUAAAAGAAUUGUCCAAAAUAGUAAGCUCCAAAAAUGUAACCUUGGCUGGAUUUGAAGAAGGCUUCAUGAGCAACAUUUACGAUAUCAUCCCCAAACAGCAGCUGUCUGGACGUGUGAUGGCAUAUGAGUGGAAGGAUUUCUGGGCAGAUCAAUCAGUUCCAGCUUCUCAGGCUUAUUUACUGGCAAACGAUGAUUAUGAGCUUGUGGUGGCUUCGUCAAAACAUCUGAACCUUGACACACCCUAUGAGCCCGACCCCCAGGAAAGAGGAGAAUAUUGGGCCAGUAGGUACACUGACACAAAGAAGGUGUUCGAGUUUAUGCCUGGGGAUAUCUACAGUAACAUACACACGAACUCUCAGGGAAUAACAGUGACAAGGGAGCGCGUGUGUGGGAACAGUAACGCCAUCUGCCCAAGACUGACUCGGCCACAGAACGUCAUAGGCAUGCAAGCUCAGCUCUGGACAGAUGAAAUCAGAACAGAGCAACAACUCUUUGAAAUGCUGCUACCUAGAAUGUUGGCUGUGGCUGAGAGAGCUUGGCAUAAAGCACCAUGGGAGAAUUUGAAAUACUCAGAUUCAAGGCGGGAUGAUGACUGGCUGCAGUUUUCCUCUAGUAUAGGUUUGCAGGAGAUGAAGAUAUUGGACCGACUCAACUACACCUACCACCUGCCACCCCCCGGAGCCAAACUAUCCGGGCCUCAGCUACACAUCAACACAGCCUUCCCAGGUCUUCCAGUCGAAGCCAGCGUAGACGCUGGUCAGUCCUGGAUCACAGUCAACCCAGUUUCUGGCAUGACGGUCAUUGAUGGACAAACUGUACUGCUAAGAACAAGAUCACCAUCAAAUCAACGUAAGAGCAGAGUCAUAACCAUGAAGAUAUCUGGAGUCACAAUUGUUCCCGUGGUUGGAUAAUAUCCAUGUUAAAUGAUGGGUGUAUUUCUGUAUUUUGUCUGAACAUGAAAUCAUAUUAUA
Molecule: messenger RNA, 5257 nt
Organism: Haliotis rufescens (red abalone)
Lineage: Eukaryota; Metazoa; Mollusca; Gastropoda; Lepetellida; Haliotidae
Exons: 18
Coding region: 65-5197 (1710 amino acids)
Biological process (GO): glycosaminoglycan metabolic process; ganglioside catabolic process; carbohydrate metabolic process
Cellular component (GO): membrane
Molecular function (GO): polysaccharide binding; beta-N-acetylhexosaminidase activity
Source: RefSeq, a predicted model, not a curated record